CGGGCCCUCCUACUACUGCCGCCGACAGAGCCGGAGACUUUUGAGGGAGUUGGGAGACUGGUUUUCGUGACAGAAAUCCAAGUCCAUCGGUGGGUUCAGACGGACUUCACAACGGUUUGCCGAGGAGGAGAGCCCCUCUGAUAGAGCCAAGAUGCUGAAUAUGUGGAAAGUCAGAGAGUUGGUGGACAAAGCCACCAACGUUGUGAUGAACUACUCUGAGAUCGAGUCCAAGGUUCGAGAAGCCACCAACGAUGACCCCUGGGGUCCGUCGGGUCAGCAGAUGGCGGAGAUCGCCAAGUCCACCUUCAUGUAUGAGCAGUUCCCUGAGGUGAUGAACAUGCUGUGGUCUCGCAUGCUGAAGGACAACAAGAAGAACUGGAGGAGGGUGUACAAGUCUCUGCUGCUGCUGGCAUACCUCAUCAGGAACGGGUCGGAGCGAGUUGUCACCAGCGCCCGAGAACACAUCUACGACCUGCGCUCCAUAGAGAGCUACCACUGCAUAGACGAGAACGGGAAGGACCAGGGCAUCAACGUGCGGCAGAAGGUGAAGGAGAUGGUGGAGUUCGUGCAGGACGACGACCGGCUCAGGGAGGAGAGGAAGAAGGCCAAGAAGAACAAAGACAAAUACAUCGGAGUGUCCUCAGAGAGCACGGGGGGGUUCAGAUACACGGGGGACCGGUAUGACCCGGAGGCCAGGUCUAAGUGGGAUGAGGACUGGGACCGGGGCAAUGCCUUCCCCUUCAGCGAGAAGCUGGGCGAGAUCAGCAACAAGAUCGGCAGCACCAUCGACGACACCAUCAGCAAGUUCCGCAAGAAGGAGCGCGACGACUCGCCCGACAGGGGCAGCGAUAACGAGGAGGACCGGGACCGGGUGUCGCGGAACGGCCGGCCGGCGAAGUCGGAGUUCAAGGACGAGGAGGAGGAGGCGUCGCCCCAGAGCCCGCCGGUGGUGCCGGCCACGGAGGGCACGGCCACCCGCAAGAGAGGAGGCGUCCCGUCCCGAACCGUGGACCUGGGGGCGGCCGCACACUACACCGGGGACCAGCCCAGCCCCAGCGCCGGCAAGAAGGCCCAGACAGCAGAUUCGGGGGCCAGUCAGAGCUCCGGUGGUGCGAUUGUAGACCUGCUGAUGGUAGACUCCGCCCCAGCCAGCCAGUGCCUGCAGCUCCAGCUCCUGAUCUGAUUGGUGGAUUCGCAGAUUUCAGUUCACAAGCAGCUUCUGCGAGUUUCCCUGCAGCUGCAGGUAGGUGUGGCCACAUGUGACCCCCGCCCACAUACCUCAAGCUCCUCCCACACCCCUC
Conger conger (European conger) is the source of this 1301-nucleotide messenger RNA. RefSeq names its product clathrin interactor 1a (gene clint1a). The coding region runs from base 152 to 1183 and encodes 343 amino acids. Gene Ontology annotation, biological process: endocytosis. Gene Ontology annotation, cellular component: plasma membrane; clathrin vesicle coat; endosome. The transcript is spliced from 9 exons. The record is from RefSeq and is a predicted model, not a curated record. Gene Ontology annotation, molecular function: clathrin binding; phospholipid binding. NCBI's taxonomy places the organism in Eukaryota, Metazoa, Chordata, Actinopteri, Anguilliformes, Congridae.